CACAAGAAAGAGGAGCUGAGUCCCUAAGAACCCUGCUUUUUCCACAUCGAUACAAUAAGUUCCUCAGUUUUUCUUGCUCAGAGAUUCUAUUAUUUAUGGCUGCCACAAAAACUUGGAACUGCAAUGACUAUUUCAGUGUGGACAAACUAAAGGAGUGGCCAGAGCCGGAGUCUGUUUCUUUAAUGGAGGUAUUAGCUCGAGAAGACAUCGAUGAAGCUGUGCAUGCAAUAUUGUUCCGAGAAAACUACAUCGUGAAGAGAAUGGAUACAUACAUUCAGCAUCAGGCAGUUUUUAAGGAAAGAAGAAAAGAGAUGUUACAUAAGAAAUGGGUUGAAAAUGUAGCGCGGCCUCUUCAGCAGAGAAUUAUAGAAAAAGUGGUUUCACAUAGACGACCCGGACAAAGUCAAGUGAAAUAUGAAUACUGCGCAAAGCACAUGGAUAAACCGACGAAAGCCUCUCCGAUGUGUGAGUGUCUGUUCCGAAGACAGCAAGAGCUCCGAGAAGCUAAAGGAACCCGCUACCAACACCGCACAGGUAAACAGAACGACAUGCAAAAAGAACCUAAAGGAACCAAGAAGGCUCCCCUCUUCAGCAAAUCACCCAAGUUCAUGCUCACUUCCCAUGGCAUCGUUCCCAAAGAGAGGCAGAGAGCCUCUGCCCAGCCUGUGUGGAAUAAGCCCAGUCUGUGCAGUUCUGAAAAGCUUGUCUGUACAUCCAAGUCACAUCUGCCUCAGGAAGAGAAGACCUGCAACAUAAGCCAGAUUGUCUUUGAAAGGCAGUUCCGUUCCUCUAAGCUCAGCCCAAAGAAGAAAGAGGCUGAGAAGAAGGGUCUGGUUUCAGGGACCCGACCACAGAGACCACGCUCCUGGGCAGCAGCAGACAGCCACCAUUCUCAGGGGCAACCUGCUGUGGGAAGAAGGGUGAUGACCGCAGAGCUCCUGGGGAAGCACCUGGCCUCCCUGCAGGGGGCAGCCAGGUCGGGCCUCCAGUGGGCAUAG
Messenger RNA from Microtus oregoni (creeping vole), 998 nucleotides. RefSeq names its product protein FAM228A-like. Lineage: Eukaryota; Metazoa; Chordata; Mammalia; Rodentia; Cricetidae. The record is from RefSeq and is a predicted model, not a curated record. The transcript has 7 exons. The coding region runs from base 96 to 998 and encodes 300 amino acids.